AUGACUUUCACACAGCAACUCCCCGCCCUUCACGGCAUUAUGGUUGCCCUGAUCACUCCCUUCACAGACGACAAGGCCCAGAUCGACGCAGCAAGACUCAAGUCUCACAUCGACCACCUGAUUGGCGCCGGCGUGCAUGGCCUCGUGCCCGGCGGUAGCACAGGCGAAUUCACCACCAUGACACGCGAAGAACGCAAGAAUUUGACGGAGCUCUGCGUCGAGUACGCAGCUGGCCGUGUGCCUGUCGUAGCAGGCACCGGCAGUACCUCCACCGAGGAGGCAGUGGACCUGGCACGUCAUGCCGCACAAGCUGGUGCAGCCGCCGUGAUGGUUGUGCCACCAUUCUACGAUCCCUUGAACGUGGAGCAAUUGACCGAGCUCAUGGCUGAGAUUCAUGAAGCCAGUCAGCUGCCGAUUGUCUACUACAAUAUUCCCUCUGCCAGCGGGUUGACCCUUACCCCCCAGCAAAUAGCGGACCUGAGCAAGGUCGGCGUCAAGUACCUCAAAGACACCUCCGGAAAUGCGCCGGCCUACACGGAAUUGGUGUUUGGGUUGUCGGAUCAGAUCACCGCUUUCAACGGGUGGGAUACCCUUACGUUCUAUGGGUUGGCAGCUGGAUCGCCUGGAGCGGUUUGGGGUGCUGCCAACAUCAUCCCGGAGUUGGCGGUAGAGCUGUGGAAUGCGGUCUCUGUCGAAGGAGAUCUCAAGAAGGGCCGUGAACUAUGGGCUAAGGCAUGGCCCAUUUGCAAGUUCCUUGAGUCGCACAAUUACGCUGCGGCUGUCAAGACAGGCGUUGAGCUGAGGGGCCAGGCGACUGGUGGCUUGCGGAAGCCAUUCGCCCUCUUGAAGGAGGAUCUGCAGAGUGAACUGGCCCAGUUGAUGGUGAAUGCGAGUGUUAAUGUUGUAAAGCGUUCGUCAUGA
This is a messenger RNA of Aspergillus neoniger CBS 115656, 921 nucleotides long. RefSeq names its product dihydrodipicolinate synthase family protein. NCBI's taxonomy places the organism in Eukaryota, Fungi, Ascomycota, Eurotiomycetes, Eurotiales, Aspergillaceae. The record is from RefSeq and is a predicted model, not a curated record. Gene Ontology annotation, biological process: N-acetylneuraminate catabolic process. Gene Ontology annotation, molecular function: N-acetylneuraminate lyase activity. The coding region runs from base 1 to 921 and encodes 306 amino acids. Gene Ontology annotation, cellular component: cytosol. The transcript has a single exon.